GCGUCCCCUGCACAAUAUGGCUGAUAUCGGUAAGACGGAGCAUCCCUUAUGUUUUUUCGAUUUUCUUAUUAGACGGAAACACGAGUCGACGUACAGUAGCAAUGUUUCCAGAAGGACAUACAGAAAUGGCUGACUCACAAACAAAAACAUCAGCAAAGUCACUGGUAUCCGAACAGUAUUUAGAUGGAUGGCCUCUUGAUGAUGACAACAAUGAAGAAGAAGAGGAGGAGGAGGAGAAGAAGAUGAUGAUGAUAAUGAUAACAAUGAGGAUGAUGAUGAUAAUGAUGAUGAUGAUGACGAAGACGUGAUUCAAAGCCUGAAGAAGAGAAAUCAUCAACAAGCAAGAACUCUUCAGACAAGACAAACCUCUCCAGAAGCUCUGUAAAAAGACAAAAUUAUGAUGAAGAAGAGACAACAGAGAAGAAGAGAGCUUGUUACACCUUUAGUAGUGUAGAUGACAAAUCAGAUGUCAACAAACCCUUGGCAUCAUCCAGGAUCUCUAUGAACCUAGGGUCGUCAAAGGCAAAAAUUGUUGCCCCUAUCAAGAUGGAUUUAUCAUCCCAGUCAAAACCAAAGGAACCACACUCCUUAAUCAAGAAAAGUGCAGCUGUGGAGCAAGCAUUUGGUGAAGACAGUGAUGAUAGUGAAGAAGAGAUGCCAGCUGAGGCACGGAUGCGCAUGAGGAAUAUUGGCAGAGAAACUCCAACAGCUGCAGGGCCCAACUCUUUUGGCAAAGGAAGAUUGGGGUUUUGUGAUCGACAGAAAAUCAUUGAAAGGGAGCUCGUUAAAAAAACAGAUUCCUGAAGCACCUGACAGAAACAGAAGGAUGGUUGAUGACUGAUGCAUUGUUUACUGUGUUUGCUUGGGACUGCUGAACACACUUUAAAGACAAGGAUGAAAAAUGGCUCUGGUUUCUUCAUACAGUUUUUGUGGCAGGUUGUUUUUAAAAGGAAAAAGGUUGAACACCUGGGUGUUGGUCACCUGCUGGAACUAUUAAAUCAUUUGUCAGCAUUCUUUCUUGCCAGCCCAAGUUGUCAGAGGCAGUAAGUAGCAAACAGCACUUCUGUGUGUAGCCCUGUUACUCUGGCUUUGCAGUCUUAUUAGGGUAUUGAAACGGCAAUGGUUAUUAAGUAUCUUUUGCAUUAAUGACUGGUACAUGUGGUAAAAUCCAUUUCACAGGUUUUAAUGUAAACAGAUACAUGGUUAAGAAGUCUUGUCGCAAAGUUCCUUAGGUAAUUUUCCACAGCUUGCUUGAGCACUGAGAAGGAUGCUGUUUGAGAGUUGCUUUGUUGCAGAUGAAUGAAUUAAAGUUAGUGAAUGGGCAAUCGGUAGCUUCUAAACUAGCCUUUUUGGGGGAGAUGGUCCUACACAUGCUCCUAACGUGAGCUGUCAUUGCCUUAACAUUCAGUGCAAGCAGACAUAGAAUAAGUUAUUAAUCAUGGGUUAUGCUGUGACUUUGAUCCGACUGAUCGAGUAUAUUUUGAAAUGUGAAACACAUUUAAGGUUAGUUUCCAUUAUUAUUUGUAUUUUAUUAGCACCAUUCUUGAAUGCAUAUUUAAAGAAUAAUAGCUUCUGUCAGCUUUCUGUUAGAAUUAAAUUGCACGGUGCUCUUGGUGUUUCUUUUCUACAAGUCAACAUUUUUGUCACAAAUGCAACAGCACAUUACAGUGAAAAAAAUUAUUUUCCACCUCAAAACUGAUAUCUUUGUGAAUAAUUUAUUUGGCACUUUCUGUAUCUGCAUUAAUCGAAUUGUUUAUUAGUUCCAAGUGACUAGCAAGAAAUAUAUAUUUGUAUUUAAAAUGUUAAUGUUGAAAAUUAACUGGACAGAUGUUCAUACCUACAACUAUUUAGCUGUUUGAUAACAGAAUGUAUUAUACUGCCUCUUUAUAGUGCUGCAUGAUGUUUUAUUUCUGAAUGUAUUGAAUGUUUUUGUACAGUUUAUGCUGGUUUCUGGAAGAAAUGCUUUCAGUGACAGUAUCUUGAACAGCAGUUUGCAUUAUGCCAAACUGAUGUGAAUACAAAAAUGGUUUCAGUCUUAUACUUUA
This is a messenger RNA of Pomacea canaliculata, 2045 nucleotides long. Its product is annotated as PEST proteolytic signal-containing nuclear protein-like. The record is from RefSeq and is a predicted model, not a curated record. Gene Ontology annotation, biological process: proteasome-mediated ubiquitin-dependent protein catabolic process; protein ubiquitination. Gene Ontology annotation, cellular component: nucleus. Lineage: Eukaryota; Metazoa; Mollusca; Gastropoda; Architaenioglossa; Ampullariidae. The coding region runs from base 502 to 804 and encodes 100 amino acids. The transcript has 6 exons.